AAAUACUCGUUGGGGUAAUCGGUAGAAGCAAAUAUACAAACCAAGGAGAAAUCUUCCUGUAAACAACGAAUCGCCAAAUUGGCUCUCUCUCUCUCUCUCUCUCUUCUAUACAUCAAUUUGUUUUCGUUCGAUUGCAUCCGUCUUUGAAGGCCGAAUUUUUCCGAUCACUGGGUUUUCCCGGUUUAAUCGGGAAAGCCAGUCGAUUUAGGUUUUGGCCAGUGUAUCCUCCUUCUCAGGGUCUCUGGAUUGCAUUCGAUGACUUGCCCGGAGGACGAAAAAGCGGCUCUUGAGCUGCAGCUGAGAGUCGAAGAAUACGAAGAUGGGAAAGGGCCGUAUGUGAAACUGAGUGAGGAGGGUUUAGAGAAUGUUCAAGAAUCAGAGCAGGAGAAAGAAGAAGAAGAAGAGACUGCUUCGUCGCCGUUUUGGUUCCGGGUCAAGCUUGCUCUUCUAUUCGCCUUCCUUGCUGCAUUGGCCUUCGUUGGUUACAGAUGGGUCGGUCCUUUAAUCAUGGAUAAGGAGCUUAUCCCGAUUAUAAAAUGGGAGAUUAGGACUUUUACACAUCCCGUGUGCGGUCUUCUUGUCUUUGCAUCCGUGGCUGUAUUCCCGACAAUACUGCUUCCAUCUACGCCGUCCAUGUGGAUUGCUGGGAUGACAUUUGGCUAUGGCUAUGGCUUUCUACUGAUUAUUUCAGCUGCAGCUGUUGGUGUGUCACUUCCUUACUUCAUUGGACAUCUCUUCCGCCACAAAAUUCAAGGAUGGCUAGAAAGAUAUCCUGAUCAAGCAGUGGUUCUAAGAGCUGCUGGUGAAGGGAAUUGGUUUCACCAGUUUCGAGCAGUAACGUUAAUCCGGGUUUCUCCAUUCCCUUACAUCCUUUAUAACUACUGUGCUGUAGCAACUCGUGUUAAGUACGGUCCUUACAUCACAGGCUCUCUCUUAGGCAUGGUGCCUGAGGUGUUUGUCGCAAUCUAUACAGGGAAUCUUGUAAAGACAUUAGCAGAAGCAUCUUCUGCAGAAGAACACGGUCUCUCGGUUACACAGGUUAUUCUCAACAUUCUCGGCUUUUUAGGAACUGUAGCUACAACGAUUCUCAUCACCAAGUAUGCGAAAAGACAGCUGGAGACCAUGAAGAAAGAGGAAGAAGCAUUGUUGCAGUAAACCCACGUGACAAACUCUGAGCUGCUUUUAGCUCUCUGCUUUUAGUCUGAAACAUCUCUUGUUUCUCACUCUUUACACUGUUCAGGUCUGCCCCAAGAAGAUGUGAAAGAGCUCUGGUUUUUUCUGUCUCCUUGGUUCUUCAUCUCUUUUAUUAUCAGCCUUGAAAAAAGAAAAAAUAUGGUUAACAAGUAUGAACAGAGGGAAAAAAUCUAACACCCUUCGUAAUUUAAUUUAAUUUUUGUUCUAUUAAUUUUGAUGUGUGACAUGAAUGAAAAGAUCGUUUUUAUAUGCAAUCUUACUGGGAAACGAUAAAAUGAGAGAAUCAAUAUAUGAUGUACUUUUCUACUGUUGAUGCUAAUAUUGCUUUCUCCUG
This is a messenger RNA of Thlaspi arvense, 1528 nucleotides long. Lineage: Eukaryota; Viridiplantae; Streptophyta; Magnoliopsida; Brassicales; Brassicaceae. The record is from the annotation of a GenBank genome assembly.